GUGUAUGAUGUACAGCAUACAUACAUCUCGCCAUAUUACACUUGACCACGCCAUCUGAGUUUGGAACACCUUUCUGUCUCUUGGAAUCAUCAAUUGCUCGUUGAGAGAGCUCUUGUGAGAGACUGUAGAAGAUACUACAUACACUAUCAUCAUGCAGCUGCAAAUACGUGGACAGCAAACAACUGUUGUUGAAUGUCAAGAUAGUGAGAAAAUACUGCACAUAAAAGAAAGGAUUGCACGUCUUCAAGGUAUCGAACAAGGGGAAUUUCAACUUUACUGUGAAGGAAUUUUAUUAGCAGAUGAAAUUUUUGUUAAUGAGCUUUCAUCACAUACACUUGAGCUAACUGUACCAUUAUUGGGAGGAAAAGUUCAUGGUUCGUUGGCGCGUGCUGGCAAAGUAAAGGCUCAAACACCCAAGGUUGAAAAGCAAGAAAAGAGCAAGAAGAAAACUGGCCGUGCUAAACGACGAAUCCAAUAUAAUCGUAGAUUUGUCAACGUUGUCCAAACCUUUGGCCGCCGACGUGGACCUAAUGCUAAUACAAAUUCAUAAAAAAAUAUUCUAUAAUAUUUAUAUUAUGAGACAAAAAUGGGACUUAUUAAUUGAUAUUGUCACAAAGGCUUUUUCAUAUCAAAAUGUAUAAAAAUGAUAAAAUAUUAAUAAUUGAUCUUAUGUUAUAAUUUCUGAAAAUUAUGUAUUGUAUGCAAUACAAUAAGAAACACACAUUG
Messenger RNA from Linepithema humile (Argentine ant), 726 nucleotides. RefSeq names its product ubiquitin-like FUBI-ribosomal protein eS30 fusion protein. Gene Ontology annotation, molecular function: protein binding; structural constituent of ribosome. Gene Ontology annotation, biological process: translation. NCBI's taxonomy places the organism in Eukaryota, Metazoa, Arthropoda, Insecta, Hymenoptera, Formicidae. Gene Ontology annotation, cellular component: ribosome; cytosolic small ribosomal subunit. The record is from RefSeq and is a predicted model, not a curated record.